AUGUCUGAUGGUCCUCUUUACCUCGGAUUCGACCUUUCUACCCAACAACUGAAGGGACUGGUGGUCGAUUCUAGUCUGAAGAAAAUCCAUGAGGCCAAGUUCGACUUCGAUGCAGACGCCAAGGGUUUCAAUGUCAACAAGGGUAUUCUUGUCAACGAAGCAGAGCAUGAAGUCUUUGCACCCGUGACCAUGUGGCUGCAAGCGAUCGACACCCUUCUGACAAGGCUGAAGGAUAAUGGCUUAGAUUUUUCACGAAUCAAGGGCAUUAGUGGAUCAGGCAUGCAACAUGGAAGCGUCUUUUGGAAUGCUGAUGCCGAACAAAUACUUGCACGGCUCGACCCAAAUAAGACCUUGGAAGCACAAUUGGAGGGCGCGUUUGCACAUCCUUUCAGUCCAAACUGGCAGGAUGCCAGUACACAGAAGGAGUGUGACGAGUUUGACGCUAUUUUGGGUAGCGAAGCGCAGCUGGCCGCUGCCACUGGAAGUAAAGCACAUCACCGGUUUACGGGUCCCCAGAUUCUGAGAUUCCAACGGAAAUAUCCUGACAAAUAUAGCAAGACCGUCAGAAUUACCCUUGUCUCCUCUUGGCUUGCAACGGUAUUUUUAGGCAAAUUUGCACCUUUCGAUAUUUCGGAUGUCUGUGGAAUGAAUCUCUGGGAUCUCAAAGCUGGUAAAUGGAAUGAAAAGCUACUGGAACUAACUGCCGGUUCUUCGGGCGUGGAAACAUUGAGAUCCAAGUUGGGAGAUGUGCCUGAAGAUGGCGGUUGCAAUCUAGGCUCGAUCUCUUCCUAUUUUGUGCAGCGACACGGCUUCAGCCAGGAUUGUACGAUUGUGGUCUCUACCGGUGAUAAUCCUUCAACAAUUCUUGCAUUACCACUUCGCAACAACGAUGCAAUGGUAUCUCUAGGCACGUCAACUACCUUCCUCAUGUCGACAUCAGAGUAUAAACCCGAUCCAGCCACACACUUUUUCAACUCUCCCACCACUGCUGGUCUGUAUAUGUUUAUGCUCUGCUACAAGAACGGCGGAUUGGCAAGAGAAGAAGUGCGCAACGCAAUCAAUUCCACUGUGUCUCUUUCAGACAAGAAUUCCUGGGAUGAAUUCGAUAAACACCUUCUCUUGACUCCACCACUCGCACAGGAAGAUUUGUCGAAACCAAUGCACUUAGGCCUUUACUUCCCGCGCCCAGAAAUCAUCCCGAACCUCCCUGUAGGCGAAUGGCACUUCUCGUACGACGUACAAACCGACACCCUCACCCGCACAGACUCCGUGCCUGGGACUCCACAAGCCGACGCCCGUCUAAUCGUCGAGUCUCAAUUCCUGUCCCUCCGCCUACGCUCACGCGAGCUCGUCUCUUCACCCGCACCAGAUCUGCCUCCACAACCACGUCGCAUCUAUCUUGUUGGCGGCGGCUCACGCAACCGUGCUAUCGCCCGCGUCGCCGGACAGGUUCUCGGCGGCUCCGACGGUGUCUUUAAACUCGAUGUUGGCGAGAAUGCCUGCGCGCUAGGAGCGGCCUACAAGGCCGUCUGGGCGAUCGAGCGCGAAGAAUCGAAGAACGAGACGUUUGAGGAGCUGAUUGGUAAACGAUGGAGGGAGGAUGACUUCGUGGAGAAAAUCGCGGAUGGCUAUGAUGAGAAGGUCUUUCAUAGAUAUGGCCAAGCGCUAGUGGGAUUCGAGCGGAUGGAGCAGGUGCUGUUGAGGGAGCAGGCUGAGCAAGCGAAGUAA
Molecule: messenger RNA, 1728 nt
Organism: Exophiala aquamarina CBS 119918
Lineage: Eukaryota; Fungi; Ascomycota; Eurotiomycetes; Chaetothyriales; Herpotrichiellaceae
Product: D-xylulose kinase A
Exons: 1
Coding region: 1-1728 (575 amino acids)
Biological process (GO): xylulose metabolic process; D-xylose metabolic process
Cellular component (GO): cytosol
Molecular function (GO): D-xylulokinase activity
Source: RefSeq, a predicted model, not a curated record